CUGAUUGGAUAAAAGUGCAAGACGUCACGAACAAGAUGGCUGCGCCCAUAGAAGUAAAAUUGAUCAGCUAGAGAAAUUUCUUGAAGAUAUUUACAUGCUGAGCGAUCAUAUAAUGUCUUUAUUUACAGUUAAUAGAUAUUUGGGGGAAUCCCCUGUGGAGUCUGGAGCAAGCCCAGGGCAAAGCAUCCUAGACAAGAUCAAUGCCAAGGCCAAGGCAAGAGAGGAACAACGGAAGCAGACACCGCUUAAACUAAAAGAGUCGUCUCCAGCCCAAGAGUCAAAGGUCAAACAUGCAACACCAAGGAGAACAGCCAAAGAUGAGUCGCCAUCUUCACAAACCCCUGGGACAGAUUCUGUCAAACGGAAGAAGAAGAAGAAGAAGUUGGUUGUGCAACAAGAAAGCAGUGAUGCUGUAGGGCAUGGUGAUGAUGGAGGGGACACGUUGUUGCCCCAGGUUGGAGAGAUGAUAAAAGAAGAUGAAAAGAGGGAUGAAGAUGUUACUGUGGCGGUUAGGGAUGCUGUGAUGCUUACCGCUAAAGAGAGGAAGCAGAGAGUCAUCGAUCAAGGACUCGUGCCGAAGGAUUCAGUCGUGACUAUAAAAAAGAAAAAGGGGAAGAGGAAAAAUGAGGAAGGGAAGGUGAAAGAGGGUGAGGACAGGAGUGAGAUAAGUGAAAUGUCAAAGAAAACAAGACUUGAAAUGAAAGAUGGAGAAUCGCUGGAUCUUUCUCCUUCUGGUACCAAAAGGAUAAAAGAAAAACUGAAAAAGAAUGUUGGGAAGAAAGAUAGGACAGACAAAAAUCAAACAACCAAAGAUGAGGAACUCAACAUGGUGAGUAAGGAUGAAAGCAGGAAAGAAGAAGAGGAGGAAGAACAAAUGGAGGUAGACAAGGAGGAGGAAGAAGAAGAUGGAGGAACGGUAGAAGAGGAGAAGGUAGAAUCAGAAGAUGACAAGGAACCACACAACUUUGUUAUACUUGGUGACUUUGAGAGGAAACACAAGAAGAAGAAGGUUCAAGAGGCUCUCCCUGAUUGGCUAGCCAGACCCUCUGUCAUCCAGCAGAGUCUGACUAACGACUUACAACCAGUCAACUCCAUCAAGGGUCUGGAUGAGAGACUAGUCACAGCAUUGGCUUAUAUGGGAGUGGAGAAAUUUUUUCCAGUCCAGCAGCAUGUGAUCCCCGUUCUCCUAGAGUCUCUGCGUGACGGCAUACACACGGGCCAUGCUGGGUACAGACCUCGGGACCUGUGCAUCUCAGCUCCUACUGGUAGUGGCAAGACACUAGCCUAUGCUAUCCCUAUCAUACAGGCUUUGAUGAACCGAGUGGUGUGUCGGGUGCGAGCUCUCGUCGUCCUUCCGACCCGUGACCUCGCGACCCAGGUCUAUAAGAUCAUCAGUGCGCUGUGUAAGGCCACACCCCUCAAACCUGUGCUGAUCGGAGGAACCAAGAAGUUCGCUCAGGAACAGAGUCUACUGGUCAGAGAGAUUGAUGGAGAACUUCAUUCUCUGGCUGAUAUCGUCGUGGCAACCCCUGGUAGACUUGUGGACAACAUCAGUCAGACUGCUGGCUUCAAUCUACAACAUCUUCGUUUCCUGGUCAUAGAUGAAGCAGAUCGUUUGAUGGAACACAUCUCCCAAGACUGGAUUGCUCAAGUUGAAAAAUCAGCUUACACUCCUCUGUAUGAUAAUGGAACAACCCUUCCAACAUUCACUUCUAAUAGACAGAGGCCUGGUCCAUUGACGAUCAAUAGAUCAUCAUCGUUUCAACUUCCGCUUCAGAAGUUGCUGUUCUCAGCGACGCUCUCCCAGAAUCCCGAGAAACUGACCCAGCUACGGUUAUUCCAACCCCGUCUCAUCACCACGGCAACAAGCAGUAGAGCCCCUCCCAUCUCGGCUUGGCACCUUGAUGGAGAGAAGGAAGGAGUGAAGGAGGAAGGGAAGGAGAAGGAUGAAGGAAGGACUGACUUUGUUGGAAAGUAUACAACUCCUGUUGGUUUAUCGGAAUACUUUGUCCAAUGUACGGCCGGUGAGAAACCUCUGGUUCUGCAGCAUUUUCUACUCAAUCUGUACUUCAAACAAGUCCUCUGCUUCACAAACAGUGUACAGACAACUCAUAGGUUGUAUCUCCUGUUGAAGCUGAUGGGAGACGUAGAGGUAUCAGAGUUCUCAUCUAAUCUCAGUCAAUCAGAAAGACAGAACAUCCUCAAACAGUUCAAAGCUGGCAAGAUUCAGAUCCUCGUGUGUUCCGAUGCGAUGGCUCGAGGAAUGGACAUUGAGAACGUUAGAUGUGUCAUAUCAUACGAUCUACCACCGCACCUCAAGACGUACAUCCACAGGGUCGGACGGACAGCUAGGGCGGGGCGGGGAGGGACCGCAUUCUCAUUCAUCAGAAAGAAAGAGGUCAAUGAUUUCAAGCACAUGUUGAAGAAUGCUGGUAAGGAUGGCAUCCAGCGUCACACGGUUUCAUCCAAUCAUCUUGAAGCUCUCGCGCCAGCCUAUACAGAAGCCCUCACCAAGCUCUCAUCCAUGCUGAGGGAGCAAAAAGCACAUCAAUAUUGAGAUCAGCAUGAGCAGUCAAGACGAGGAAAACAAGUCUGAAGGAAAAAGUUAGAACUGCCAUUGGAUGGGAAAAUCCAAGCUAUAUUGUCCAUCUUUCAAAUGGCAUCUAGCUAGAAUGCUCCCCAGGGAGUGGAGAAUGUGCACAGAUUGUGUGUGGGCAAGCCUUGAUCCAAAGACCGGGGUAAUAAUGUAUCUUUACAGCGCCUCGAAAUAUUGUCGAUGGAUUAGUCGCCAUCUAAACUCAGAAUUAUUUUCCCAUAUGUUGCGAACCAUAUCUAAGAUUUCAGGGUAUACCUGAUGACUGCAUCAAGCUGAUAGCCCUCAAAGUGUAAAGUUUAAGAUUCUUGUGAUAGUAUUCGAACUUAAACAUGGGUGCUGUAUGCUCCAUCAUAUUUAAAUGACCCUCUCAAACCUGUCAUUCCAUCACGUUCAUUCCGGACAACAACCCAUGGUGAUUUCUAAUACACCCUGGUCCCCUAACCGAUAUCGUUACGGUGAUUGUGCUUUUGUUGUUGCAGCCCCUUGAUUAUGAAAUAGAUUA
Molecule: messenger RNA, 3098 nt
Organism: Strongylocentrotus purpuratus (purple sea urchin)
Lineage: Eukaryota; Metazoa; Echinodermata; Echinoidea; Camarodonta; Strongylocentrotidae
Gene: ddx51
Product: ATP-dependent RNA helicase DDX51
Exons: 14
Coding region: 95-2557 (820 amino acids)
Cellular component (GO): nucleus
Molecular function (GO): nucleic acid binding; ATP binding
Source: RefSeq, a predicted model, not a curated record